AUGGUUCAACGUGUCGAUGCUCUACGUUAUAUGACGCUGGAGAAACAUGGGGGGGCUGUUCUCGACUUUGAUCUGGCCUGCAAACGGUCCCUCGAGCCCCUUCGUCAGUUUGAUUUUGUCGCGCCGGCUGCCCAUCCGACGGGUUUCUCAAUUGGCAUGAUGCUUUCCUCGCCUAAUAACCCCUUUGUCAAAUCCCUCAUCGAGAGUUUACCUAUGUUCAACCAUGUAUGGCCGCUUCUGCCGUAUGUGACAGUGAUGUUCAGCACAGGCUGCCACUAUGCUUCGACCGUGUACACACUACAAAAAAAACAAUCGAGCCUUCGCAUUCUCUCCGGGACCCCCGAUCAACCAUCCAUGCAUAUGUUGAACGGAUAUGUCGAUACUCCCCUCUUCCGCCAUCUAGGAUCUUCCUCGUGGCACACAAAAGACGCGCGACUCAUACUGCUUUUCAAAAAUGUCGAUCCAAAGCUUGUCUUUGCUGCUAUGCUAAUUGUGGUUGGGGCCUUGGGUCUACUGAUCUGGUGUACCUGCUCGGCACGACAUCGUUCGUCACGACGAGAUGUCGAAUCUCACUCGGGGAAUUCUCCCCUCAAGCCUCUGUGGAAGAACACGUAG
This is a messenger RNA of Penicillium subrubescens, 615 nucleotides long. RefSeq lists its product as uncharacterized. The record is from RefSeq and is a predicted model, not a curated record. The transcript is spliced from 3 exons. Gene Ontology annotation, biological process: mannosyl-inositol phosphorylceramide biosynthetic process. NCBI's taxonomy places the organism in Eukaryota, Fungi, Ascomycota, Eurotiomycetes, Eurotiales, Aspergillaceae. Bases 1 to 615 code for a protein of 204 amino acids. Gene Ontology annotation, molecular function: mannosyltransferase activity.